CGCCGUCAACGGCGUCGCACACCACCAGAUCGAGAAUGUGCGACCUUCACCGUUGAGAACCUUCCUCGGAGAACAUCCAUCGAUCUAACACAUCGAGAUCUCGUCCGAAACCCAAGCCAAACGGUUCACCGCAUACCAACAUGGAUCUAUGAUAUCACUCGAACAAAUAACCGCCUACAAUCAAUCCAUCACCUCCGACAUCCAUGCAGCAGUUUCAGAUGAUAGAUCAAGAGGCAGAGAGGCUUUGAAGUACCGACUUAUAAAUCGAAAAGAAAAGGAAUAUAAAUUGGGAGCCAAAGAAACAAGACCGAAGAAGACGAUACUAGAGGAGCUACCACCCCCUGGAACACAAGCUCGUAGAGCGUAUAUAAUAUGUUUUCUUUUUCAAUUUUUACAUCUAAUACAUAAAUUCAAAUCCCAUAUAAGCUGUAUUAUCCAUCACUAUAGUCAACAGAUUUUGAAUUAAACAAUAGUUAGAAAGGACUAUAUUUUUUCAUUUAGAGUAAUUAGCAGGGCAUAUAUCGCCCAUAAUCAAUCUAACACUACAAUUAUUGGAAUGAGGCUUUAAUUAAAAAUACAUUUGAUCAAACACACAGAGAAAUAAACUAAAGACAUUAUAUAGGGGUCAACACAGGAAUUAAUGUAUAUACUGGAUACACUAUUGUUUGUAUGCGAGUGAUCUUUAUUAGAUUACUAGUUCCAAGAUAUUGGAUGCUUCAUGAGUGCGAAACUAAUCAACCUUAAUUGAAAUGAUUAGUAAAAUAGAUAAUACAAAGUCGAAACUGGUUCUUGAUGCGUGGCAUUGGACAAGUGUUUAAUUACGGACACUAUCUUUUGAAUCAUCCAAGACCAAGAUACGGGUUAGUGAUUCUUAAUUGUGUUUAAGUUAUUUGUUAAUUAAUCGUAUAUUUUAAUGUGGUAAACUUGUCAUGAAUGGAGUAAUAUAUUAAGUUAGGAGACAGAAUAACGAAGAUUGUCUAGGUUAUGCCAAACAUUAACCCUUAGCCAUGCGGAUUUCACGUGCGGCAUGCUCUACAUGCUUCUUUUAUUUUAUCUUUAGCUUUGUUAUCUUGUUCUGAAAUUAUAAAUAAUUGGAUGCAAACAACUACCAAGACAACACAAGUUCAACACUUAUUUAACUUGUUAUUUAAAAUAAUCAACCUUAUCUUAUUAUACGAAUAUCAUUCCUUUCAAAAUGAGAGUACCAUUGACAACAAACGUGAAUCUAUGUUUACAGUAAACGCAUGCUUUAUAUAUUUGGUAAGAAAAUGUAAUAAUUACGUGGGAUAUAUCAGUAAUGGACGAAUAUUUAAACUUUUAGUGGUUAGUUUCUUUAUUUUACUUGAAAAAUAUACAAUGAAUGGUAUCUUGGUUAUAAAUAUAUUGCUUGUCCCGUCGCAACAUAUAGUACGGACUGAGCUGUGGUAAGACAUGUACUGAAGUACGCAUGUAUAUGUAACAACAUUUGGAAGAUCAAAAUGUUCUGUUUUGGAACAUGGCAUACGGAAUAUCGAGUUAUAAUAUGUAAGAGGGGACACACAAAACAACUUCCAAGAAUUAAGGCACUAAUACAAUAUGGUUCUGGUAUUAACAGUAAUUAAGUGAAGUUAAUUAAAAAACAGCUGUAUUGAUUAAUACAAUAAGAGAGGUUGAGUGAAAUUAUGUGAAUGGGUUCAGUGGGAGCUGAAUGAAGCAGGCCAGGUUCAACCGUUCAAGUUACGGCUGAUUUGGUGGUGGAACACGAGAAAAGACAUGUGGGAUUGUGUUUUGGCCUUGAGAUUAAUUUAAACGUUUGUCUAAGCUAACAGGUCACAAAUUUCAAGUAACUUGUUCCAGUAGAAAAAAAUAGUAAUUGAGCUUAGGAAGUUUCGUAGAGAUGUUUAUCUUAAGCUACACUACUAAAAAGAAAAUUAAUUGGAAAUAAGUUUUAAAAUAUGCUUGGGAAAUUUAACCAAUUUUGUAAAGCAAUAAACGUGACACACUCGUUACAAAACACAAGUAUUUCAAUGUAUAAUACGUGUUGAACGGUGAGGAAAACAAUACCACUGGUGCAUUCAUACAUCUUUCUCACUAUGAUAUCCAUAUGAAACUAUACAAUAUCUCAUAAGUUUGGUUUUCCAUUAUAUAUGUGUUGUUAGUCUAAGAAGCUAGACACUGAAAAUAUACAUACUAAUUACAUGUAUAUUCACACACGUAUAUUACAACUCAGUAUAUAUCAAACUAAUAUAUUAGUAUAUAGAUAAACUAACUAAAAUUAUAAUCUGUGAUUCAGCAAAAAAAAAAAAAACUAAAGUUAUAUAUGAAAGUGGUUGUAUAUUGUUUUGCGAGUAAAAACGACUCAAAGCAUCCCCAUUUUUGUGGGAUCUGUUUAUCUCAUUUGAGGCAAAAUGGCUCUAGUCACAUUGAAUCAGUCAAUAUGAUGAUAAACAAAACAAAUGACAAAGCAGUUACAAGUAUACUAUCUUUGAUGUACCAUAUACGCCCCCAAAUGGAUAGUCUAAUCAAAAGAUUAACACUUACAUGAGCUAUGUAAUUAGCUAUAUUUAGCUUACGGCAUUAUAAGAAUACACUUCAUACUAUUAAUCGGUGUUUCAAAAGAAAAAAAAUACUACUAUUAAUCAAAAAAAUAUAUUUUAUCGUCACUUAUUAUUGUAGUGCAUAAAAGAAUAAGGUAUGCAACCAAAUGGCCGACCAAUGUAUCUUGGUUGGUGUAUUUUCACAUUGUUAUGUAAAGUUUGGUGACGUGACUCAACCAUAAAAAAUUAAGAAUAAUUUUCUUAUGGAUAUCUACUCGUUUAUUUUAAAGUUUUAAACUAAAACGUACAAUGCAGACAAAAACUUAUAGCUAUAAAAACUCAUUCGAACGAGUAUCUUCCUCAUCAAAUCACUUAACCUUCUAAAGCUCAAGUCUCUCUUAACAAAAAUCACAGUCUUUCUAUCCCUACUUAAAGCUUCUAGAAGAUUCGUUCAUCAACCGGUUAUUCAAGGUAAAAAACAAAGCGGAAAUGGAAAGCAGCAUCAUGAAUUUGAAGAGAAAGGAGAAGAAAUCACAAAGUAGAAGACUUGGGAAGUAUCUUAAAGAACAGAAAGGGAGGAUUUACAUCAUUAGAAGAUGUGUGAUGAUGCUCCUUUGUUCACGUGAUUGAUAUUCAUUUAUUCGUUACGAUACAAUGUAACAUGUACAAAUUUAAACAUAUAUACAUGUACGUGUAUAUAUGUGUGUGUGAGUGUUCAGAAAUCAGGGUAAAGCAUGUAAACACACGUAUAAAUGUUUGUGCCCUAAUGCAAAAUUUUGUAAAUGAAAAAGUUACUUGUUACUACAACAUAUUGAUUGUUCAUCAUUUAUCGAAUCUUUGAAACAUAAAACAAAGAUUUAGCUAUUCUGAUUCUAAGUGCGUAUAGUAAAAUAGAAACUUGAAAAUACGGGCUAUAUGAAUUUUUCAUAAUUCACUCAUAUAGAAACAAUGUAGAUGCGUAUUUAAUUUAUACGUUUCAAAGGAUAAAGAAGAUGGCUACAUGUAUCUCACAAUACAUGAAAUAUAUUGACAAAAGAGCGGCCAUUGCAUUUCAUAAUACUAUAUGAUUUUUUCGAGGUAUGGGGAAUAAGAUAGUAGUAAUAUAGUAUGCUUCAUAUGCUGGGAACAGUGUCACAAAGUAUAGUUCAUUAAUCAAUUCGCAAGUUGGAAGAAGAGAUUGGGAUUCACAUGUAUAAAUAUGUAUGUAGCUUCCUCGAAAUCAUUCUACAUUUCCUUACAUUUCUUCACUCACUUGUGUUAUUAUCACUCCAUUGACUAUUUUUUCGUUUUGUUCCAUCUAAUACGUUAGAGUUUCUUAUUGUUAUUUUCUUUUAAUCCUGUGAUAAAAGCAUAAGUAAAAAUGCAGCAAAACUAAGGAUUAAUAUGGGAAAAACAAAGGGUCCCGAUAAAAAAUAACAAUACUUAAUUAAUUGGUUUUCUAAAAUAGUAGAGAAAUCCACUUAAAAUAUCUAAAUUUAUUUUAUAUGAAAUAUUUUUGAGUGGUUUUCUCCACUAUUUGAAUUAUAUAUAUAUAUAUAUAUAUAUAUAUAUAUAUCUAAGUUUAUAAUCUUGGCAAACUUUAGAUAUUGGAUAUUGGACGUGCUAUUACUCAUCUUUUUUUGGUAACUAAUUGACUUGAAUUUGACUUAGUAAGUAGGUCAAAUAUAAUACUCUUAAACAAUAUAUGAAAAUAAUAUAUCAAAGACUAAUUCUGCUCAAACUCAUGAGUCACAGAAGUGACAACACAAAGAGUUUAGCUUUCUAACAGCCAAAGAUGAAGCUUCUAAGACUUUCUCAAAAAUAAAAAAAACCAAGAGUACCUUGACUGAUCUUCUAAUGCAUUGAAGUUCACCAAAUCUAAUUGUUGUACAAUUCUCUGUCUAAGAGCAUUUCUAAAGAGACCUCUAUUUAAAGUUUGACAAAACUUCAAAAAUAAAAUUUAAGAGUGUAACUGGUAAAACAAUAAGGAAUUGAUGGAAUGAAAAAAAUUAGAAUGAUAGGAAUGGAAUACACCAAAAAAUGGAAUGAAAUUCAUUCCAUUCAUUCAUAACCAAAAUUGUUUUGGAAUCAUUCCUCUUUGUAUUUAUCUAUUUUUUUUGUGGAAUUGAUGGAAUGAGUAUUUCAUUCCAUUCAUGUCAAAAGGUGAAUUUUUUUUUGGAAUUAAUGGAAUAAGGCAUUCCACAUCAUUCCAUUCCAAAAAUUGACAAUCCAGUUGCAGCCUAAGAGUGUUUCUCACCAAAAAUAAAAUUUUAUAUUCAACUUUCGAACUUUUAUAUUUUACAUUAUAAGACUUUAACAAAACUUAACUAAAAGCAUAAAUCUUUUACAAUAUCUAUAAAAUAUCCAACAAAA
This is a messenger RNA of Brassica rapa (field mustard), 4868 nucleotides long. RefSeq lists its product as uncharacterized. NCBI's taxonomy places the organism in Eukaryota, Viridiplantae, Streptophyta, Magnoliopsida, Brassicales, Brassicaceae. Gene Ontology annotation, biological process: negative regulation of cell population proliferation. The record is from RefSeq and is a predicted model, not a curated record.